Eruca vesicaria subsp. sativa (arugula) is the source of this 1821-nucleotide messenger RNA. The record is from the annotation of a GenBank genome assembly. NCBI's taxonomy places the organism in Eukaryota, Viridiplantae, Streptophyta, Magnoliopsida, Brassicales, Brassicaceae.
AUGGAUAGAAGGGACGGUUCUUCACCACCGCAGCCGAAGACGGAUGCUGUUGAUUCGACCAAUCGAAAAAGCUCGCCGGAUUCUUUUUCGGAUGCUGAGAAGGUUGAGAAAAAGCCUGGAGGCUGGAGAGCCGUCACGUUCAUUUUAGGAAAUGAAACGCUCGAGAGACUGGGUACGAUUGGGUUGUUGUCAAACUUCAUGGUGUAUCUAACCAGAGUGUUCCAUUUGGAACAAGUCACCGCUGCAAAUGUCAUCAACAUUUGGUUUGGUUUCACCAAUCUCACACCUCUCGUUGGCGCUUUUAUCUCAGACGCUUACGUCGGACGUUUCAAGACCAUCGCUUUCGCGUCAUUCGCCACCCUCCUCGGACUAGUGACACUGACACUCACAGCAUCGCUUCCUCAACUCCAUCCAGCAACAUGCAAUAGUAAAGAUCCAGUCGAUUGCAGCGGUCCAAACAAGCUCCAGUUCGGAACUUUGUUCUUAGGUCUCGGUUUCCUGUCCAUAGGGACGGGAGGAAUAAGACCAUGUAGCAUCCCUUUUGGAGUUGACCAGUUUGACCAACGAACUGAGGAAGGGGUUAAAGGAGUGGCUAGUUUCUUCAACUGGUAUUACCUGACUUUCACUGUGGUUAUGCUUAUUACACAGACCGUGGUUGUGUAUAUUCAGGACCAAGUCAGCUGGAUCAUUGGCUUUAGUAUCCCUACUGGACUCAUGGCUUGUGCCUUGGUUAUGUUUUUCGCUGGAAUGAGGCUUUACAUCUAUGUUAAACCUGAAGGAAGUAUUUUCUCCAGUAUCGCUCAAGUUAUCGUGGCAGCUCGUAAGAAGCGAAAGAUGAAGCUCUCGGCGGAAAAUGACGGCACUGUGACAUACUAUGACCCUCCCGUUAAAGACAACGUGCUACACAAGUUACAACAUAGUAACCAAUUCAGGUUUCUUGACAAAGCAGCUGUGAUUCAAGAAGGGGACCUAACACCAGAGGGGGUUCCAGCGAACAAGUGGCGGCUAUGCAGCAUUCAAGAAGUAGAGGAAGUAAAGUGUUUGAUCCGUAUAAUUCCUGUUUGGUCGGCCGGAAUAAUAUCACUCACGGCAAUGUCACAACAAGGAACGUUCACAGUCUCUCAAGCUUUGAAAAUGGACCGACACAUGGGUCCAAAAUUCGAGGUUCCAGCCGGUUCUCUUUCCGUCAUUUCUCUCCUCACCAUCGGCAUCUUUCUUCCCUUAUACGACCGGGUUCUAGUCCCCUUACUCCGCCGCAUCACCGGCCAUAAAUCCGGUAUCACACUCCUCCAACGUAUAGGGACAGGGAUCGUUUUCGCCAUCCUUUCCAUGAUCGUUGCUGGCCUUGUGGAGCGUGUGAGACGCACACGCUCCAUCAAGGCCGGUGAUCCGACCGGUAUGACUCCGAUGUCCGUGUUUUGGCUCUCGCCGCAGCUAAUUCUGAUGGGACUAUGUGAAGCAUUCAAUAUAAUAGGACAGAUUGAGUUCUUCAACAGUCAGUUUCCGGAACACAUGAGAAGCAUUGCUAACGCUCUCUUCUCUUUGUCCUUUGCCGGAUCCAGCUAUCUUAGCAGUUUUGUAGUAACGACUGUUCAUAAAUUCUCUGGUGGUCAUGACCGUCCUGAUUGGCUCAACAAGAAUCUCAACGCGGGAAAAUUGGAUUACUUCUACUAUCUGAUCGCGGUUUUGGGUGUGGUUAAUAUGGUUUACUUUUGGUAUUGUGCUAGGGGAUACAGGUACAAGGUCGGUUCACAGAUGGGAGAUUUCAAGGAGGAGAAGAGUUUUUCUGAUGUUGAGAUGAGUUCCAAAAGCAACAAGUAG